AUGGCGAGCCGUGAUCAGGCAGCAGAGCCCGCUUUUGCAGAGCAAGCCCUCUCCAGGAUGCGCUUGGGGGUGGCUGCUGCGGCAAAGGGCUCCCUUGGGUUCUCGAAGAGGGGUCAUCGAGCCUUCCGCAAGCACGCAGGCAGCGUGUGCCGGAGUGUCAGGGAGCAACUGGGUUCCGCAGGCCUGUGCUGGACACGAGCUGCAUGGGACGGUAGCUUAGCGGCAGCCAUGACUGGCCUGCAGUUGCUGGUGAACGAACAGGAUAGGAACUUGCUGGAUGGGUACGACCGGGUACUCGCUGCAAUUGAGCGCGCUCACCUGGAGGGGUUGAAGCAGCCAGCAGAGGCCCCCAAGACUCCAAAGCCGCCUGCCUGCUCAAGGGGCAAUCCCUGGGUGUCCAAGGAGGCCGCGGGCGGUGCAGAUCAGCAGACCAUCCGCUGCUCUGUGAAAAUUCCCCAAGGCCGGUUGCUGCAGCUUCAGAUGCCCCGCAGCGCCGACGUGAAGACCUUGAAGGGGGCAAUCUCUGCGCGCACCGCAAUCCCUACCUUGGAGCAGAAGCUGGUGGCAGGAGGGAAGCCGCUUCGCGACGCCACUCAGCUUGGGGAGGCGAGCGCGGGGGAGGAGCUCAAUGUGGUGGUGAACUUCGGCCUUGCUGGAGGGGCAGGUGGAGCAGACGCUGCAGGUUCCCGAGCCUUGGCCAUGGAGGUUAGCGUUUCCCCCCGGAUCAGGAUCAGAAAUCACAACACCGGAGAGACCUGCACACUCCGCAACCCGCCACGUCUCUGCAAGGAUGUCUUGGAACACCUCGACACGACGGAAGGCUGGGGCAGGGGAAAGCUAACGGAGACGAUGGAGGGAGAGGUGAUCUCCAUACCCGUCAACGACCAGGUGCCCGCUGGCAGUUACAUCUUCAAGGAAGUGCAGGGGAGGAGCAAUGAUGAGGACUGGGACGACAGCGUCGAUGAGGAAGUCCGCAAGGUCCUGGAGCGUGCUUUUGUUUCCCCAGAGAAGAAUGGGCAGCCUGAGCUUGACCUGAGGCCCCUACCCUCUAGCAACCCCUGUGCGAGGAGAGAUGUUUCUAUCGUUUACUUCCGGGAGUCGCCCAGCCUGCUGCUUACGAAGCUUCCCGGACGCAACGAGGAUGGCCUUACGAACGCCCAGACGCUGUUGGCGGGAAACAAGCAGCUGCACGCAUCGGGACACGGCCAGGACCAGGUGCAGACGCGCGCGACUGCGCUCAUUGCGCCUUCAGGAGGCGGGAAGUCCCGCACGGCGCUCGAGGCAUCCUGCCAUGAGUACAGCUUUUACUUGAGCUUCUCCACGGAGAAGGAGCCCGGGACAAACAUCCUGCGGCAGGCCAUCGAUCGACUCCGUGAAACGCAUGGGCAGCGAUACGAGGCAGUCGAGACUGACGGUCCUCGCCUGCGAGAGUUCCGCGACCAGCGGCUCCAUGACAUGAGGAAGUUCAUCUCCCGCAUCCUGCUGGCGUUCGCAUUGGGCCUCCGCGAGUACCUGAGGCAGCACAGAGACAAAGCCAGCCCCAAGGGCUUCCUCCUAUUCCAGCUCGUCGGCAUCAGUGCACAGGAGGACUGGCUGCUGAAGACUUGGGGUUGCCUGCUGAGCCUGUCGCGGGAGGCGGUGGAGCAGAAGCUGCAAGCGACGGUAGAGGAGCUGCGAAGGCUGACCAAUCAGGACUUCUUCAACACCUACCUGGAUGAGGCGCAAGCCGGGAUGCGGGAAAUGGACGGGUACUUCCCGAGCCGGGACAAGACUGAGGGGCGGCCGUUGCUGAACGGCUUGGUUCGGAGCCUGCAUCAUGGCAUCUUUGCGCACUUUCACUUCAACCUGACAGGCACGGGGCUCAGCCUCCGCCUAUCGCAGCAGCUCGAUUCUGCCGUCGAGGAAGGAGCUGGACCUGAUCACGCCUCGUACCUGAGAAUCGCCGACGAGCGGUGGCUCGCCAUCCUGCAAGCCAAGUGCCGCAAGAAGGUGCGAAACAAGGCACAUGCCUUGGGCUCGCUCAACAUUCGGACCAUGUACAGAGGCGUGAAGGAAAGUAAGCGAGAAGAGAAGCGCAGAGAGCUGACGUCUCUCCUCAAGGAGAGGGGCGUGAAGGGUAUCCUGCGAAUCCUCUUGGCGUACCCGGCAGAGGUCAACGCGGCAAGCUAUGCCCUGUCCACGCUGAGGCAGUCUGAGCGGCAGCGGCUCCAAGCAGAGGAGGGGAACGAGUUCGAAGUCGUGCAGCUGUGCAUCUCAAAGUCGAAUGCGCAGCAUUUCCUGACGGCCAAUGAGCGGCGUCACCUGGACUGUUUCAAGGGCGUUUGA
Molecule: messenger RNA, 2325 nt
Organism: Klebsormidium nitens
Lineage: Eukaryota; Viridiplantae; Streptophyta; Klebsormidiophyceae; Klebsormidiales; Klebsormidiaceae
Source: the annotation of a GenBank genome assembly